AUGUCCAUUACCCGCACAAUCUGCACACAAUUCCUCGGCGUCCUCUGCUGGCCUUGCUACGCUUUCGCGAUCUGCGUUUGUCCGACGUACGUUGAAGAGGACCCGGAGAGUCAGAAGGUGAAGAGGGAUGGCUUUACGAAGAACGGCUUCGGCUGGGGAUCCCCAGACGCCUUCGGACGAACCGUCACUCCAAUUAACAGCACUUAUCCCAGAUCGGCCACGUCUUCGAAUGGUGGUUGA
Messenger RNA from Parastagonospora nodorum SN15, 240 nucleotides. RefSeq lists its product as hypothetical. The transcript is spliced from 2 exons. The record is from RefSeq and is a predicted model, not a curated record. Lineage: Eukaryota; Fungi; Ascomycota; Dothideomycetes; Pleosporales; Phaeosphaeriaceae. The coding region runs from base 1 to 240 and encodes 79 amino acids.